This is a messenger RNA of Uloborus diversus, 1485 nucleotides long. RefSeq names its product microtubule-actin cross-linking factor 1-like. Gene Ontology annotation, cellular component: cell junction; cell projection; cortical actin cytoskeleton. Bases 1 to 447 code for a protein of 148 amino acids. Lineage: Eukaryota; Metazoa; Arthropoda; Arachnida; Araneae; Uloboridae. The transcript is spliced from 4 exons. Gene Ontology annotation, molecular function: actin filament binding. The record is from RefSeq and is a predicted model, not a curated record. Gene Ontology annotation, biological process: actin cytoskeleton organization.
AUGGGGGCUAUCGCCGCAGCGGGCGGAAGAUGUGUCGUCUCCUCUGAAACCGGCUUCUCCUCCGUUAAAUGUGAGAAUCCAGAGGCAAUGGAUUUCAGUCAGAGUCUAUCCGAAUGGGCCAAGGAUAAACCUUUGAGCAUCUUGCAGCUCGAUCCAGCUGAUCGAGCCGUAUUAAAAAUCGCAGAUGAACGGGACUCCAUCCAGAAGAAAACAUUCACCAAGUGGCUCAACAAACACCUCAAGAAGGUCAAUCGCCAUAUUGACGAUUUAUUUGAUGACUUACGUGAUGGACAUAACUUGAUAUCACUACUUGAAGUACUUUCUAGUGAAUUAAUUCCCAGAGAAAAAGGGAGGAUGCGCUUCCAUCAGCUCCAAAAUGUACAAAUGGCACUAGACUUUUUAAAAUCAAGAAAUGUAAGUAGUUUUUUUGUUGAUAAAAUUUUGUAAUUUCUACCAGAGGCGUAGCAAGGCAUGGGCGAAGAGGGCGACAGCCCACGGCCUCGCAUCUGCAGUUCGUUCCAAAUUUUUCUCCAGUGGAAGUUUGUUCCGAGAAAACAUUUUAUUUUUUCAGACCAGAAUCAAUUGAAAAAUAUAGAUAAAAACACAAAUCUUUCUCAUCAAAAAAAAAAAAGAAAGAAAAAACAAAGGUGCUGAUCAAAUUGUCAUGUGAAAAGAAAGAUUUUAGUUGGGGGGGGGGGAGAAGAAAAAACCAAAGCGGAGGUCGGAAGCUCUAGGGCUGUCUACUCAAACACCUUUGACUGAUCCCUCAUUUGCAUUCGUAUUAAGGACAUAAUUUUACCUCAUUUCACAUUGUUGAUUAUCCCUUCUAUAUUUAUAACAGUAAAUGUGUAGCCAAACAGUGGCGGUUCUAACGGUAAGGGCAAGCGGCCUCGUGAUGCCUCAAAGGCCUGAUUAAAGUAUCGGGAAGUGAUUGACCGAACCUGUUUUCGAAGGCUCCCAGUUGCGAAACUUUAUAAUUUUAGCUAUUGGCCAAAAAAAUUUCGGCUAUUUGUGGACUCCUAAAAUGCAGGCCCCUUGGUCAUGACUUAGUAGGUCUAUUCAGUAAUCAGGGCCUGGAUGCAACAGAGCCCUGAAGUUCCACUAGAAUCUAAAACAUGAAUAGGGUAGACCGGGGGAUUGCCGCCACCUGGGGAAAUGCCACCACACCUGAUAUUUGAGUCAAGGAAACUGGACAGCCAGCCUGACAGCUCUUGACCUGUAGCAAAGGAUGCUACAACCAAUGCCCCAAGUCGAUGGCAGCCAUUGCACGCGUUAUUUUCUUAUAGUGUCGAACGUUGUUUUGAAGAAGUUUGAUCUUAUUUUUCCACUUUAAAAAAGCUGAGGUACGUACCUUUAGAUGCUGCAGUGGCAGCAUUUGCUAUGAACAACUUUUGACUAGAUAUUUUAGCCUACAUUUUAAUCAACAAUGUCAAUCACUUACGUUUGUUUUGAUGUCUUAUUCUACAUUUCUUCCAUCUUGUCGGA